Apis mellifera (honey bee) is the source of this 7431-nucleotide messenger RNA. RefSeq names its product protein quiver (gene qvr). NCBI's taxonomy places the organism in Eukaryota, Metazoa, Arthropoda, Insecta, Hymenoptera, Apidae. Bases 570 to 1046 code for a protein of 158 amino acids. Gene Ontology annotation, biological process: positive regulation of voltage-gated potassium channel activity; sleep; regulation of synaptic transmission, cholinergic. The transcript has 6 exons. The record is from RefSeq and is a predicted model, not a curated record.
UUUACAUGGAUUCGUCCUCCGCCAUGCUGGUGUUGCAGUGAUCGCGUAAAUCGACACGAGUACGCAUAUUAAUCGCCGAUCAGUGACGAGUGGAUCCGUUCGAAGGGAACCAGACCUUGGAAAUUAGUGUUCCUCCAAUCUUCGCCGAGUUUCCGGUUUCAUUGAACGAUUGAAUAUUCCGGAUCUUCUACCCACGAAUUGUGAUUUUUGCCCUCCUCGAAUGUGGCCGACAGGAAGAUGAAACCGCGACAUUGUGACGGAAGACACGAUCCAAGCUGGGACGAUCGUCCGUUCUCAUAGCAGUCCGUCGAUCCCACAAAUUCGAAAUUAACACAAUUCAGAAUUCCAAUUGAGAAUUCCUCUUUCUUAACCCCUUCGAAAAUUUAUCUUUUGCACGGUUACAAAGGACCAAAAAAAUCUUCGAUCGACGUAUUAUAACGAAGUCGAUCGCCUGACAGGCGAAUGCAACUCGUUGAAUUCUAUCAAAAGCGAAUUCUACCGUAGGGGUAAGAUCGUGACACGGCAUGCGGUUGUACAGGAAAUAAGUGGGAAACUGUCGUGCUGGAAACAUGUUGCCGAAUUACUUGAUAGGGGCGGCAAUUGUACUUGCGGUUGCCACCGUCUGUCGCGCGGAGUGCCAGACUCGUUCUAUUUAUUGCUACGAAUGCGACUCGUGGACGGAUCUGAGAUGCAAGGAUCCUUUCAAUUACACCGCACUUCCGAGGGAUCAACCGCCUCUUAUGACUUGCAAUGGAUGUUGCGUAAAAAUGGUUCGCAAUGCAAAGUCACCGUAUGAGAGCGUGAGGCGGACCUGCACUUCGCAGCUACAGAUAAACUUAUUCAUGGUGGAUCACGUGUGCAUGAUGGAAAGUACCGGCACUGGUCACAUGUGCUUCUGUGAGGAGGAUAUGUGCAAUCGUGUCUCCUCGACCUCGUGUUCGAAUCCCGCACUCCUGCUGAUCCUGUCGACCAUCCUUGUACUACGCUCGGUCAUCUUAGGGGCCCCAGCUUGCUUUGUAGAACGUUGCAAUGGUCACGUCGUAUAACACCAAUUCAACUCGAUUCACCCGCCAGUGAUUCCGAUCAUAUCCUCCGUAGAAUUUUAGUUUUAGCAGGCGACUAAAAAUUCUGCUCGGGACGAGCGAUAGAUUACUCCCCCUUUUCACAUUCCUCGUCGUCCGAAUCGAACCGUUCGUCUACACGUGUCUUUUUCUUUUUUUUUUUUCGUAGAAAGGAAGAGGAUCUUGUCGAUUCGUAUUCGUGCGAGAUUGUUACCAUUUCAAUUGUACAUCUGAUUGGACAAUGAUUCGUCGACUUAAGGAUCCUCUUCUUUCUUUUCUUCUUCUUCUUCUUCCUUUCCUCUUCGAAGAUUAUUUGCACCGUGCAUCGCUCGCCCCGACCCCUUCUUCGGUGUAAACAGUAGCGAAAAACUCUUGACCGUGUUUUCGUGUAGAUCAAUCAUUCGUCGUUGUCCUCUCUGUCACGAUUUCACGCCUCUACUCUUUUUUUCUUCUUCUUUCCAUUCACUUGGCUCCUUCCAAUUUUUAACGAGUAGAGAAAAAGUAUUCGGUGAACGAGUAUACGAAAUCUAUUGUAGUGUUUUUUAGUAUCGUGAAAAGAUUGAAAUUAUCGAGAUAUAUAAAUUAUCGCGAGUGAUUUUUUUUAAAUUCAUUCACGGUAGAAUGAAACAAAGAUAGAGUGAAAUUUUAACUGCCAAGAAGAAAAUCGUGUAUUAUAGAGCCGCGUAAAAAAAAAAGAACAAAAUUCUCAAAAAUACGUUCUUUAAAUCGUUGAUGCAUUUUCCCCGCGAUGAUUUAUCGAUUAUGAAUUAUUUUUCGACGAAGGUUUGCUGCAUGUCCAUUUAAGUAUAUAAUUAUUAUACGUUUACCUUCACUAUUCGUUGAUUGUUUUUUAUCCCUCAAGUGAAUCUAUGCAUCUUAUUAGAUUAGAAUUAAAAAAACUUUCUCCUCCCCCCUUCUUCACUCCCUCAAUUCAUUUGUUCUUAAAAGUUUCGAACAUUUCGUUUCCUUGUUGUUAGAUCACAACAAACAUCUUGACGAUCGAAUCGAGCUGCUCCUGAUAUGUGCGAUAAAAAUAGUUAUAGUUUCGCCGUAAUGUCGUGAUAUUUUUGGAAUGUUUUUCAUUUCAAAGUUCUCACUGGCUUGCCGUUCAAUGUAUCUGUUUCCAUGUAUCCGCAGAUUCGUCACUUUCGACCGAGCGAAUGUGAAGGAAAAAAAAAAAAAAAGAAAAGAAAAGAAAAGAAAAGAAAAAAAAGAUACAGUAGGUACAGUGUUUGCAGCGUUGUUCGAUCAUUGCAAGAUCAUAGGAGUUUAAUGUGUAUAUCAAAUAGCUAUAUUUAUCUCACACGUUUUACCGCUUCCCCAUUGUGCGCACACCUUGCACUGGGAAUGAUGGACUUUCUCCAGGCAGAAUUGUUCAAAUGGCGAAGAACGAAACGAGUUGUGACACGGAGGGAAAGAAACAGACUCGAUGAACAUCCGUAUUUGCGAGUUGUCGAUGAUGUUGGAGAGAAUAUUAACUCGUUAAGAUUAUUAAUCGAGUCUCAAGAGUUUUAUAUCGAAAAUUUAAAAGGAGGAAAAAACUCCAAAAUGUUUAUUCAAAUUUUGAUGAGAGAACGAACAGCAAAAUUGGAGAUUCUUUUUAUACAAGAUUUCGAUUUUUAGAUGAUGCUAGCUUCUCUUUUAAACAGCUUUAAUCGAAUUUCUGUCACGAUAAUAUGAUCAACAUUUUCGACGAUACUCUGUUUCUUAUCAUCGUGUCAUAAUAAUUCUUGCAUUAAGAUUCUUCGCCACUGAUUGUGCCCCCUUUAUAUGUUUAUCCAUUUGCCAUUUUUUUUACGAGACAUUGAUGUUUUGCGCGCCGUGCAUAAAAUAUUAGCGAAACGGGAAUGGAGCUUAUAAGUAGAUCACCACAAGACCUGGCCGCAUGCCCAUCUGAGAACAAAACAUCGUGAAUGAAAAGCAACGACUGGAGCAGGCGAGGAUCGACACCAGCAGAUUUUUUUCGAGUUGUUCUACGUUUUUCCAGUUGUUGGAAUCGAGCGCGUGCACCUUUCUCGAUCAAUAUUUUAUCAAGUUUCGAUUCUAUUAUUAUUGGAAACUAUUUUAACUAUUCGAAUAUUUUUUCAAUAAUCUUUAACAAUUGUUAUUACAAUUUGAUUCUUACUUCGAUAUCUUAAAAUUUCAACAAAGAAUUAAUAUAUCUUAAUUUCAUAACAGUUAAAGAGAUCAAGAUUGAUCAAUAAUUGACUCGAGAUCAAAUGUUUUGAUUCAAUAAUGACUUGAUUGAUCGUGGAACGGCGCAAGCGCACGUAGUACGACACGGCAGUAGUAUUAGUGAGUUGUGCAACUACAUAUCUAACAGAAGCGUGUCCCCACACGUGGAAGGAAGAGAACUUGGAGCAUGGAACUGUAGCACUUUUCAGUAACAGUGAAAGUCACGGCAGAGGAAACGUGAAAACUACAGCCCUUCUCUCCUCCCCCCACGGACGAGAAACCUUUGCUCAAUCGAAAUUGCCCCCUAUAUCGUCACGCCCCUUAAUUUUCCUCUGUCCCGCGACUUUCGUGUCGCAACGCAGUAAACACCUUGCAUGACACUUGCAUGAAUCUGUUGUUAGUGAUUCUGCGAAAAAUCUGGGUAUCCCGUAGUCGUUGCUUCCAAACAGGAAACAGACAUUUCCAAACUCUCUUUCAUUUUCGAGGAAACAAUCUUCUUUGGAAAAUUAAACCAAAAUAUCAAAAGCUACGUUAGAUUUGAUUUGUCUGUGUCCCGGACGAGGCCCGGCUCCGAAACAGAACAACCCUCUGUAACACAAAAACCUUCCACCCCGACGAAUGCAACGCGAGGCAGAUCGAACCAACAGGAAAAAAGCACAACGUGGGCCUUCAGCUUCGAUCGUGCCACGCCAUCAUUUUUGAGUAAACGAAUAAGCGGGAAUCAGGGGCGGUGCGCUUUCAAGGCUUUCCGGGUGGAUUUGUUAUGAUCCAUAUCGUUAUGCAUCACACGCAGCGAAGGGCUCGAUCGACGAAAAGAAAGGCGACCAACGACUCGUUCGAUAUUUUUCGAUUCACGCUUCGAAACCACGCUAAUCGAAUGGACGAUUACGGUUCACAUAUCUUGUUCCAGGAUAUGGCUGGCACGGCCAAGUUGAACGCGCAUGUCCUCACAGAGAGGCUUCCCCUGUGCGAAGCCUCUUGCCAAACAAGCUUCGGUGCUUGCUUGAGUUUAAAAGCGAGCUAACCGGUGUUUCUCUGGCAAGCCAUGCGGCUCGUGUCGCGUCAUUUGUUCAUUGUCGCACGCGCGGCUGCGAGGCUAUCUUCUCUACUCUCUAUUCUCUACAAUUUUUUUUUUUUUUUUUAAUUUCACUUAUGCGUCGUUUCUCUUCUAUCUGUCUGCCCCUUUUUAUUUCCAGUUUGUCAUUGCGCGACCGAUCCACUAGCAUCUUCUAUGGAUUGGAGCGAGUAUGGAAGAUCGAAGAUGAUUGUUGAGAAUGUGUAAGAAAGAUCCGGUAAGGGAGGUAUUGGCCGUUCUUUUUUCUCCCCUUCCCCUCCCCCCAAUCCGAUCUCCUAAUUCGAUUUUCGUCGGUCGGUCAAUCGUCAAGAUUAGGAAAAAGAAAAAAAAAGAAAGAAAGAAAGAGAGAGAAAAAAAUGUGAAAUGGGUAGAAAAGAACGUGCGACAGGCAGGAGAGGGGAGCAGCAAUGACAACACUGACGUCAGCAUGUAACACGAGCGAAAUCUCCAUUUUUAAGUUUGGCCUCGCAGCUGGAAAGUAUCCACGUAACGCUACCGAUACAACUAUAUACUACCAUGCGAAGUAAUGGCGGAUGCGCUGAGCCGAAUCUUAAACAGCUCGAUCGAACUUGAACUGGAUUCUAGAAAGAACUAACUACUACUAGAAUUCUGUUUAGACGAAUGAAGGAAACGUAAAUUUCUUUUUUUUUUUUCUCAUUGUAUAAUUGUUUGCACUUCUAACGAUGAAAACUUUUUUUUAACAAUGUUUCAGAACGUCAACAGAGUUCCGUUCAGUUCUCGAUCGAGACUGUUUCAGUUUCAACAAAAUGAGAACAAAAAAAUGACACAAUGGUGGAUCGAUACAUUUUGAUUUUUUUUUUUUACCCGCCUGUUUACACGAAAAGCUAUAAUAAUCCAAGUUGCUUGCAUAAGAAUCGAAGGUGAUAUCAUUUUUUUUAUUCGGUGUACACACACAAAAUUUGUCUCUUGUUCAAAGAUCGAUGUGUUGUACGAUUGCGCAAAGAUAAGACGCCCAAUCUUAUGUACCACAUACGCUCUGAAACACUUUUUAUCUCGAUGUUUUGAUGAUGAACAUUGGCCAUAAAUUGAAUGACGUAUGAUCAAUAUAUAUAUAUAUUUUACGAUGCAAGUGUCAACAAUCCUCCCUUAUGUCUCCACGUGUAUCGAUGUGUAUCGAUUUUUGUAUGAUCGUUGCCCCGAAAUGUUUAUUUAUUUAUUUUUUUUUAUCACUUGUUGGCUCUUCGUUCAUGUGUCAGUUCAGUUGAUUUUAUUAAAAAAAGAUUUGAUAUUAUCUAUUAUUAUUAUUAUUAUUAUUAUUAUUAUUAUUAUUAUAUACGAUGGCAUGAAAUGAUGUUUCGAUGGUAAAGUAGCGAUUUUUCGAUUAUACUUUUUGGCACGUGAUUUCGUUGUUCCCUAGUUAGCUCCAUACGGACACGAUUUUGUUUCAAGCUCGUCGAUUGUUGCCUUAAAGCAUAUGAGUUUCUUAUAUUAUUGUUGUUUCGAAUGAUAAUAAUAAUGUUUACAAAGAGUGAAGAGAUGAAUAUCUAGUUCAUAAGUGAAAUGGAAUAUCGAUUAUUUUUGUUGCUUGUAUAGCCUUUACAUAUAUAUAUAUAUAUAUAUUUUAAUCGUGAUUGAUUAAUUAAAUCAAACGUUAAUAUUGUUUUUUAAAAAAAGCGGAUAGAUAAUUAAGCUUAAGUAAUAUGAUAAGCUUGUUUCGUUACGUUUUCACGAUGUGACUAAAGAUUGACGUUUUUUUUUCUCUUUUUUUUUUUUUUACAGAAUAAAACGUACGUUUAGAAAUUAUCAGGUGUUAUCAUCGCGGCAUCUUUCUUAAUAAGAGGGGAAGGAUAGGAAUCAGAAAUCGCAGGUGAUAGGGUGAUAUGAUAAAUUUACUCGAUGCACAUAUCGUUGCCUCUCACGGAGUAAUAGUAAUACAAUUUCUCGAUGAAUGAACAUAAUUAAGAGAGUUUAAUCGAGAGAGUUGAUUUUGAUAUAGCGUUAAAAAAAUAUAAAUUUUAAGCGGUAUCAGUAUUAGCGCGAGAAAUUUUAACGAUACGAAAAUAUAUAUAUCGAGCUUGGAAGAAGAAGCUCAUCAUCCCAUUUCCUCUCACUUUUAAACGAGUGCGUGAGCGAACGAAUUACAUGCCCUAACGUUUGUUAAUUUUUUUACCAAAUUUAACCGAUAGCGGUUAUCAUGGGAUAGCGUUAAACAGCGCUUAGCUAUAAAACAUGUGAGCCGCGUCGAGUAUUUUCGAGCACGUAGUAUUAAGAGAAUCUGUGUAGAAGUGGAAAGAAAUGAUUGACGAUUCUCGUAAAAUUAAGAGGGAAAUUAAAAAUUGGAAAAAAAAAAAAAGAAGAAUUGGACUCAUCAUCAUCGAUCCUUUUUUAAACAGAUGUAUAUAUAUAUAUAUCAAAAAAUUAUUUAGAGACGCGACUAAUACAUAGAUAUUUUUUUGAACAUUUUAGAACAAAAAAUAUUAUUUAUCCAUGCGAGCUUUCGAAACGCUGAACGAGUUAAUCGAGAAUAAUGGUGCGAUAUAGUAGAUUGUUCCAGUUGUAGUUAAAGAUUAACGGACAGUAUAUGGAUCGUUACAAACGCCAUAGAAGAAACGUGUUCAGAAAUUAGAGGUGAUAGAAAGUUGUAAAGGGCAUAUUGUAAUUUAACGAUUGUUGAUACGAUUAAAAAUGGUAUAUAUAUGUAUAUAUACCAUUGUGUACAUAAUGGUAUAUGUAUAAAUAUAUGUAUAUAUACGAGUCGCAAUUUAAUUGUUAAAUGCGAGUAUCAGAUAUUAAAACAAGCGAUACUUUGUUGACGUAUCUCAAUGAAGGAUAAUAUAUAUAUCUAUGUGUAUAUAUAUAUAAGCUUUCCUUUUCUCUUUAUAUUGUUUUAUAGAUAAGAAGAAAAAUUAUCGAUGUAUUAUAUCAAAGUGAUAUAUUUUCCUCACGCGAAUUAAUUAUUAAACUGAUGAAAGAAUUUUUGCGAAGGGAAGGAAUUGUUAAAAAAAAGAGAAAAAAAAAAAAAAAAAAAAAGAAUUAGACCGAGUUGCGAUACAUUUUUUUCUAAAGAUUGGAAAUGAAAGUAACUUAUGUGGCCUACUAUUGGUCAGAUUUGUUGUCAUAUCGUAUCAGAAUUCGCAAUAAAAUUUAUAUAUCACUGAA